AAUUGAAUUUUACUUUGAAAUUGGCUUGGUAUACAAAGGAAUAAAAUCUGCACAGUUUUCAAAUUAGCGAUAGACAUCUGACGCGUACUGCCGUCUGUCAAACAGCCGCGCAUGAGAGGCUACAGUAGCCAGCGUGAUCCGAAAACACAUAAACGCGCAUUUUUAAAAAAGUGUUCCCUUGCAAAAACAAAACAAACAAAGAAACGUCACCUGGCCUUGAAUAAAUAACACUACCCUUGUGCACGGAAUUGAGCAGUCAAAAGGUUUGCCCGAUGAGACGAGAAGGCCGACUUCUUUUGUGGUGCAGGUGUUGAUCCGAAGGCGUCCCCUGCUGUACGUAGUGGGCCUCCUUAUCCCCAGCAUCUUCCUCAUGAUCGUGGACGUGAUGAGCUUCUACCUGCCCGUGAGCAGCGGCACCCGCAUCGGCUUCAAAAUCAGUACGCUGCUGGGUUACACCCUCUUCAGAGUCAACCUGACGGACGAGCUGCCCGCCACUGCCGUUACGACCCCGCUCAUAGGCAGGAAAUGGAUUACUUUGCGCUCUCCGGUUGUUGCUCGCACUGAUCUCACGGUAAAAAAAAUCUGAUCAUGAUUAAAAGGUGUGUUCUUCGUCGUGUGCAUGGCGCUACUCAUGCUCAGCCUGAUCACGUCCAUCCUGGUGGUGAAACUGCUCCACCACAGCAAAAAGGAGGUCCGGGAAAUGUCCGUGUCGGCCUGCCUGCUGGACAAGUACGGCCUGGCGGAGAGCGCCAUGACCUCCACGAGAACUCUGGACCGACUCAACCAUUCUGAAGAUUUGGAGUUUGAGGCCUCGCUGGAAGAGGACCUGGAAUCGCUGAUCGACAUUCAGAAAAAUCCUUCCAGCCUGGAGUGGCUCCUGAGGGAGCUGCUUUCCAUCCGUCUGGCCUUUUCCCAGGAGGACACAGAGACUGCGGCUCAGGCUGAAUGGCUGGCACUCUGCUCAAAGCUCGACUGCUUCCUCUUCCGCCUCUACCUGAUUGUUCUGGCUGUGUAUGCCGGGACCCUGCUGCUGUUCUGGGCCAGCUGGAGCUUCGCCUGAUGACACACUGGGUGCCUUGGCUGUUCCGUAACGCUCUUCUUAUUUGCUAUUUUAGUGAGAUUCUUCAUGCUACAAAAUAUCCGGACCCAGAAUAGAGUUUGAAUACUCGUACAAGAAUAGAAAACAGUAGAACUGAUUUUCUAAUGGCUACUUCUCGCAAGAAGUGAAAAGAACAGAAUACCCUGGACAAUUUGUUUCACUUCGUUCUCCAAGUAAACUUGUCAAACUCGCUUAUAACCUGACCGAGUGUUGCACUACUUUGUGUUACUAAAUAAAACAUUACUGUCAUUGUCAA
This is a messenger RNA of Hippocampus comes (tiger tail seahorse), 1355 nucleotides long. RefSeq names its product 5-hydroxytryptamine receptor 3B-like. The record is from RefSeq and is a predicted model, not a curated record. NCBI's taxonomy places the organism in Eukaryota, Metazoa, Chordata, Actinopteri, Syngnathiformes, Syngnathidae. The transcript has 2 exons. Bases 620 to 1060 code for a protein of 146 amino acids. Gene Ontology annotation, cellular component: membrane. Gene Ontology annotation, biological process: monoatomic ion transport.